Hordeum vulgare subsp. vulgare (domesticated barley) is the source of this 4295-nucleotide messenger RNA. RefSeq lists its product as uncharacterized. The coding region runs from base 197 to 4069 and encodes 1290 amino acids. NCBI's taxonomy places the organism in Eukaryota, Viridiplantae, Streptophyta, Magnoliopsida, Poales, Poaceae. The record is from RefSeq and is a predicted model, not a curated record. Gene Ontology annotation, biological process: mitotic DNA replication checkpoint signaling; DNA repair; DNA damage checkpoint signaling. The transcript has 18 exons. Gene Ontology annotation, molecular function: chromatin binding.
GCGCCAACCUCCUCCCUCCCCUGGCUCCCGCCCAAAUCCGCCCCCCCGCGCGCGCGCGCGCGCGUCCGCUCCACCGCGCGGGAGAAACGUGAAGCUAAUCCAUCCAGCCCCGUCUCCCGCCCCCUCGCGGCACUAAACAAUUUCCAGCUCCCGAACCCCAAACCCUAGCCCCGGCUCCCCGCUCGAUCCCGUUCCGAUGGGCGGAUCUGCUGACCCCGAGGACCCGGCGCCGAUGCCCACGCCCACGCCGUCGCCAACGCCGUCCCCUGCGAAGCCGUCGCCCUCGUCGUCCGACGCGAAGCGCCUGAGGCGGUGCGUGCAGUCCAGGCUCCCGUUUGGGUCGGGCAGGUCCGGCGGCGGCGGCGGCGGCGCAGGGGUUGCCCCUCCCGCGCCAGCGGCCGAGGAGGCGGCUGGGAAGGAGGCCGCGGAGGAGCCGGAGAAGGCUAAGAGGAAGGCGAGGCCGCGGAGAUCAGCGGCCGCCAGGAAGCCAUCUUCAAACAAAGAGACCACUGGGUUGGAUCCAGGUAGCAAGGAUGAAGCUAUUUUGGUUGAUGAGAGCCCUCAGAAAAAGCAGCGGAAAGGUAGAAAUCAAGAUGCAGCGCGGAAGGCGCCUAAUAGAAAGCGCUGCAAGGUAUUGGAAUCUCCUGAUGGUCACAGAAGCUGUCAGCAACUGCAUAGCAAUCAGACUGAAGCUAUCUUACCUGAAGGAUCAUCUGUCUCAAUUGAUAUAGAUCUGAAUAAUGUGCCUUCUGAAGCAACACAGGCUAAUGACAACAAUGUAUUAGACAAUGAAGAUAAGUCACAGGUGAUAGUUGACCUAAGGUCAGAGGCGAAAAUAGCUGCACAGGAAAUCCGGAUGUUAUCAUCUGGAAAGAAAUUGCAUCCAUUUUUUGCUUCCCGGAAAGUAAACAAAGGUGCUGAACAAGAUGCUUUCAAUAACGAGGAUACAAACUCCCUUGGUGCUAUUGAGAGGGACCCUCCAUUCUGGCCUGUUCACGUUGUCUACCAAUUGGAGACUGACAUACCAAUUCAUUGGAGUAAAUGGCUAAUUGCGGAGCGAUCUUUUCUUGAUACCAGUGCUUCCGAUACACUUGAAAAUCCCGUCUCAUUCUUUGAGGAUAUUGUGAAACCUUUGACAAUAGAGUCUAAUUCCAAGAAGAUGUGCCUAGAUCAGUUGGCUGAGCAGAAUGUUGCAAAUCACACAGCUUUCGGAAUGGAUUUUCCUAGCUUUCCUAAAGAACAAUGUGAAGGCAAUCUAUCUUCUUUGGAUGUGAUCCAUCUUGAUGAAGAGAGCUGUCCUCAUGAUUCUCUUUCCUAUAACAAACACCCGGAAAGGAUACUGCAAGGAAGGGCAGAAGUCGACCAGAAAGGCAGCUGUCUGCCGGAUUAUUACCUGUGGACUGACAAGUACCGGCCUGAAACUGCUGCCCAGGUCUGUGGAAAUAUUGAGCAUGUAAAGUUUCUCAGUGAAUGGCUCAAAGGGUGGGAUGAAAGAGGCCACAAAAACAAGCAAACUGGAGUUGCUAACGAGAGCAUCAAUGCCAGCUCCUGUCAAGAUGAAUCUGACACAGAUUGUUCAGAAGAUGCUUCUGAUUAUGAAAAUGUACUUCUAAUUACUGGACCAGUUGGGUGUGGAAAAUCAGCCGCAGUUUUUGCAUGUGCGAGAGAACAUGGGUUCAAUGUAAUUGAGGUAAAUACAUCUGAUAUGAGAAAUGGGGCAUAUGUGAAGCAAAAGUUUGAGGAGGCAACUAAAUCACAUGGCCUUGAAAAAUGGUCACAAGAGGAGGUCACCACUCCACCAAGAAUCGAUUCUUUAGAUCCAGCUUCAGAGACACCUGAUAGGACUGAAUACAAGUGUUCAGUAUCCUGCUCUACACGAAAAACAUGUAACGACGAUGAGCAUAUGUUACCUGUAAAAUGCUACUCAAGCUCAAAGCUGAGUGAUGAAGCCCCUAAACAAGUUAUUAACAAGACACUUAUCCUAUUUGAGGAUGUGGAUACUGUCUUUGAUGAGGAUCGUGGAUUUAUUUCGACCAUACUUAAGAUUGCAGAGACUACAAGAUGGCCAAUUAUACUGACUAGCAACAAGAAGGAUCCAGCUUUACCUCAUCUCUUGGAUCAGCUAGUUUUGGAUUUCAAAUACCCAUCAUCUGGAGAGUUACUUUCACAUCUUGGCAUGAUCUGUAAAUCUGAAGGAGUGGAAGUCACUGCUCCUCAAUUGAAGUAUUUUAUCAAUGCUUGCUUAGGGGAUAUUAGGAGGACAACAUUGCUUUUGCAGUUUUGGUAUCAAGGCAAGCAGGAAUACACAGAAAGGUCAAACAAAUGCUUGUCUGGUCCUUUCUCACUUGACUUGGAUGCAGUACAUUCUACUGUGCCAAGGAUGUUGCCUUGGGACUUUCCCUGUAAAUUAUCAGAAACAGUGUGCUUGGAGAUAGAAAAAACAAUCCAUUUAGCUGAAGAAAAGAAAAGGCAGAUGGAAUUAUCAGAGUUUGAAGCCUUGGAGUUACAAAUAACAGCACCUCUGAGCAAGGGAAGAGGUGCAGUUAAAACAACAAAGAUUAAAAAAUCCAAGUUAAAGCAUGGUCACUCUACUGAAUGUAAUGCUAUUUCACCUUGCAAGAAUGAUCUUGAUGAUUUUGAUGAUGCUCCAGAGACCUCUCUUCCGUCUGAUCAACAAAAAACAAGAAAGAAGCAUGGUGUAGUGUUAUUAUCUGAGUCUGAUGAUGAUCAAACGGAUGCAUAUAUUGCCAAAGAUGCCAGAUUUACUCUUCCAGAAGGUGAUUUAUUCCCACAACCUCCAGAAUUGCCCCAUAUACAUGGGCAGGGAAUCUCAAAUCAGUUUUGCUUUCCAAGCGAAUCAAGGGAGACUUUUGAAAUAGCCAAUUCUUUCCAAAACCAGUUCGAAAGCAACUUGGUUGGGUCCAUUUCACAAAUAUGUGAUACUUUUAUGUCACAGGGCGUGUCUUGUGUGCCUGAGUCAUCCCUGGCACUUGGGGGUGUUUCUGCAUCUGUUAGCAGCGAUGACCUUUUAUCAAGUAUGGUGUUCAAUGGCUUGUCUACCUUUAAUAAUGAUGGUGUUUGCACUAAGCCUAUAACAUCACUAGAAGACAGUAACCAUUCGAGGAAUCUAAUGGCUGGAUCUCAGAAAUGCAUGGAAGAUGUGGUUGGUGAGACAUGUGAGGUUUAUGCGGAAUCAUUUGGCAGGAAUGAACCGGAAAGUUGUUCAACUACAGGGUACCAACUGAUGGAUGAAUGCAGUCGAGCUGAUAGCACUUGGCUGCUUUCUGGCAAAAAAACUAAUGACUGUUGCAAGGUUGAACACGUACAGGAUACUUGGAACAGGCUACGUCGUUGCUGUCCUGUACUUCCCUCUGAGACCAACCACAAUAGAACUGCUUCUGGAGCUUUGAAACUUGCUUCCGGUGUGUCUGAUUUAAUAUCGGAAUCAGAUCUUAUGGUGGCCCGCUGCCACCCUCUUACUAAUGACAUUUUGGAUCCAUCUUCAACCCCAAGUGCCGAGCCUGAUGACCUCUCCUGGUAUGAUAAGCAGCUUGAGAUGGGAUCUGUCUAUGCGCAGCAUGCUCUUUGCGUUUUCUCAAGGGACCUCCAAGAUAAGGAGGAUGGUUUCAUUGAUUUAUCACAAGAGUUGUUGUUUGCCAGUACAACUGUCACAUCUCUUGGCAAACUUAUUAGUUCAGGAAUCAGCAGUGAUGAUGGAUAUGGGAACAUUUCCCACAUGAAAAAUCCAACAAGCUGUAUUUCUAAGGGGAGGGAGCAACUAGUUCAUCUUUGUGGCGCGCUGCUUCCAGUAGUUCCUUCCAAGCUAUCUCUGUCACUGAGAGGGCCUGCUUUUGUCGAUUAUUUAUCUUCUACGUGUCAGAUUUCACAGUUAGAAAACUUGCGACUUACUGACAGUAAAGCUGCAAACAAGCAAAGAAGGUGUCGUCAGUCAAGACAUUACUUAAGUUCUGCAGCACUUUCGAUGUCACCUGAAGACAUUGAAUUGUUAGCACAAAGCAACUGUUUCGGUGACAGGCGUGAGAAGGUUAUAGACCAGGCGAUUGCCUAGAAUAUAGAGUUAAUAAUAUGGUUCGGAUGAGAAGCAGCUGAGUAUUUUUCCUAUAGCUUGAUUAGAGUUGGCCGAGGCGACCCAUUUUUACUCACAGUUCAUUCUGUAGUAGCUCACUGGUAAGUCAUGGGUCCAUAAUUGGGCAAUGCUGAUGAAUCCAGACAUCCGCUGUGUAUUCAUGUACAAUGUAAAUGCAUGUUGUCAUCUUAAUCUAUAGUGUCAUGUA